GAGAUAUUUUUCUGAAAGGAGGCAAGCGCAAGGAUGUGGCCCAUACUGUUUUUGCUACUUGGAGCUCAUCUUGCCUAUGCUGGCAAGCAUUUCCACACUGUUAUCUACACAGCAACUAAGGGGAUGCCAGGUUUUCCAGAAUUCGUGGCUGCAACAAUGGUUGAUGGGACACAGGUCAACUACUAUGAUUCUGAGAUUAAAGAAGUUAUUCCCAGACAAGACUGGGUUAGAGGAGCUGUGGAUGAACAGUUCUGGCAAAGAAACACACAAAUUCGAUCAAAUAUGCAUCAGGUGUUCAAAACCAACAUAAAUACCGUAAUGGAACGUUUUAACCAAACACAAGGUGUGCACACAUACCAGGAAAUGUACGGCUGUGAGUGGGAUGAUCAGACUGGAGCAACAAAUGCAUUCAAACAGUUUGGAUAUGAUGGAGAGGACUUUGUGUCUCUGGAUUUUAAGGAGCUGAGAUAUAUUUCUCCAGUGCAGCAAGCAAUCCUCACUGUACAGAAGUGGAACAAUGACAAAGGCUUGAUUGAGAAUGACAGAAAUUACUUCAGCACUGAGUGCAUCGAGUGGCUGAAGAAGUAUGUGCAGUAUGGAAAGAGCAGUCUGCAGAAAACAGUCUCUCCUCAGGUGUCUCUGCUGCAGAAGUCUUCCUCGUCUCCAGUCACGUGUCAUGCUACAGGUUUUUACCCCAGUGGAGUAACAAUCUCCUGGAUGAGAAACGGACAAGAUCAUGAUGAGGAUGUGGAUCUCGGUGAACUUCUAUCCAAUGAAGACGGGACCUUUCAGAAGACGAGCACCCUCAAUGUUAAACCUGAUGAGUGGAAGAAGAACAAGUUCAGCUGUGUGGUGGAGCAUCAGGGCAAGACCAAGACAGCGAAUGAGAUCAGGACUAACCCAGGAGAGUCUGUUCCCAUCGGCAUCAUUGUCGGUGCUCUUGCUGCUGUUGUUCUGCUGGUGGUCAUUGGUGUUGCUGGAUAUAUGGUGUAUCAGAAGAAAAAAGGCUUUAAACCUGUCAGCGGCUCUGAUGACGGCUCAAACAGCUCGGCUCAUACAGUUCCACAAGCAUAAAGAUGUAGGAGACCAGACAUGUGAGAGAUGAAGAGAGAUGAAACUUUUCCUGCUGGCUUAGAAAACUGCACAUAAACACAAACGCUCUCUCUCUCUCUCUCUCUCUCUCACACACACACACACACACACACACACACAAUCAAAGAUUUCUGGGAAUGAUCUGUCUUAUAUAUUAAUUACAUCAAAAAAGUAAUGUUUUUGUUUCUUCACACUUGCUGAUCAUCUUAUAGUUUUCAGUUUAUUAACUUGUUGAUUGUUAAAAAUGCAGAAAUAUGAGAUGUUUGUCACAGAAGCUAAAUUGUAAAAUGUAUAUAUUUCUCUUCAGUGACAGAAAACAACGAAUACAAAUGAUUGGUUUGCAAGGCUGUUUGAUUUGUAGGAUCUAGGACAGAUUGAUUUGUAGGGUUAUGAUGCAGUACUCUCCAUGAAAAAGGAGCUGAAAUGUGUAUAAUCGAUGUAAACAUCUGGGUACAACAGCCUCUCUCAGUCUAAGAAGAUAAAUCUGUUUAUAUGUAGUUUCUAGAGACAAUUUCUGUGGGAGAAAUUAUGGAAAACUAGUUGUUUAUCGACUGCAACAUUUAAAUAACUUUAAGUUGAAAUGAUCUAGAUUUGAUGAUGUGUGGAACUGGGCUUUUCCUUCAGUUAAAUGACAAUCAGUAUGCUUUAUUUUAUUCCUUGUAUGGGAUUAUUGGGCUUUUUCUGUUUUUACAUUCUUAUUUGUUUUAAAUGAUUUAGAUGAUAAGCUGUACUCCAGAAUAGUUAGAUAAUACUCCAGAACAGAUGAUGUUAUUAAACAUUAACAUCUGAACAGUACAGUAAAAUACAUAUUUCCUUUAUUUGAGGUUAGUAAAGAUUAACGUUGAAUGUGAAGUUGAAUUAACAUGAAUGUGGAUGUAAAUUGGUUGCCUUAAAAAUUGUAAUGUUGAUUCUUUAAAGAAAAUAAACCUCACAGAAAGGAGCAAGUGGUGAA
Sinocyclocheilus grahami is the source of this 2044-nucleotide messenger RNA. Its product is annotated as class I histocompatibility antigen, F10 alpha chain-like. Gene Ontology annotation, cellular component: external side of plasma membrane. NCBI's taxonomy places the organism in Eukaryota, Metazoa, Chordata, Actinopteri, Cypriniformes, Cyprinidae. Gene Ontology annotation, biological process: immune response. The transcript has 9 exons. The record is from RefSeq and is a predicted model, not a curated record. The coding region runs from base 34 to 1074 and encodes 346 amino acids.